CUCUCUUUCCCUCAUUUAUUUCACUCAUCCCACUUUCAUGUCCUCUCUAUAUAUGCACAUUCGGAACCCCACACUUAUUCCUACUACUUCCAAUUCCAAAUUACCUCUACUUCAUCUUGUUCUUUCUCAUCACUCUUCUUUGUUCCUUGAUUGUUGCUAUUUUUUUCUUUCUCAUUUGCCAAAGCCAUGAACAAGUUUAAGAAAUCUCAAGUUCUAGUUCUCUUAGUUCUAGUUCUUCUUCUUCUCAUCACACCCUUUUUACCUUCCUCUUUGAGACCAACCUACUUGUAUUUCAUUAUAAACUUCCUCAUCAUGGCACUUUUUGCUGAAGCUGGCCUCAUUUCAGAUUUUUCUAGGCCUUUAGAAGAUAAAAAGCAAUCUACUUCUGUUACCAAUUCCACUUCUGAGAAAAGAGAAGUUUCCAAUUCCACCCCUACAGUUGUUGGAGAUGAUGUCUCAGAACAUGUUGAAAAGUCUGCAUCUGAGAGGGUUGUUUGUGUCACCAAAGUGGACAAGGUGCAAAAUUCUCCUUCAAUGCCUACCCUUUUAUUCAUAGGGGGUGGAGAAGCUGAUGAACAGGUCAUGGAUGAAGAGCUUGAAGCAGAAGAGGAGCUUGGAGGAGUAAAUGGGCAAGAGCUCUUUACAAAAGCUGAGGCCUUCAUUGGGAACUUCUACAAGCAACUGAAGAUGCAAAGUGAGGAAUCUUGGAUUUAUCAAAAAGCCCUUUAGGAAGGGUGCAUUAGCUUUUACAAUAGAAUAAUGUGAUUUCUCUAGUGUUCUAGAUUAGAAACUAUGGUUCUUAUGAGAAACCAUAAUAUUAUUCUCUGAUGGUUUUUUCCCCUUCCAUUGGGUUUGUACAUAUUUUAACUUCUGAAUUCUGAGGUCAAGUAUGUUUCCUGAUUAGUAUCAUCAUCAGAUAAAGUUACAGUUAAGAGGGUUUUAGUGUGGUGAUGUUAGAUUUCUUCAUACAAAUAAGAAAAAAGGAGGAUGUUCUGAAUGAUGAUAUACAAAAUCAUACAUAUGUUUGUGUC
Glycine soja is the source of this 1031-nucleotide messenger RNA. RefSeq lists its product as uncharacterized. Lineage: Eukaryota; Viridiplantae; Streptophyta; Magnoliopsida; Fabales; Fabaceae. The coding region runs from base 187 to 729 and encodes 180 amino acids. The record is from RefSeq and is a predicted model, not a curated record. The transcript has a single exon.